Messenger RNA from Talaromyces atroroseus, 1377 nucleotides. RefSeq lists its product as hypothetical. Gene Ontology annotation, biological process: mitochondrial translational initiation. The coding region runs from base 1 to 1377 and encodes 458 amino acids. Gene Ontology annotation, molecular function: structural constituent of ribosome. NCBI's taxonomy places the organism in Eukaryota, Fungi, Ascomycota, Eurotiomycetes, Eurotiales, Trichocomaceae. Gene Ontology annotation, cellular component: mitochondrial small ribosomal subunit. The record is from RefSeq and is a predicted model, not a curated record. The transcript has a single exon.
AUGGCAGCUCCAAAGCUCUCGCCGACGGCCAAUUUGCUGAGGAAUUCUCGGCUCUUCGCAUUACCGUCAGUUCUGAAGACCGCGCCGCGAGAAGUAACGUCAAAAACCGUUGUCGAAUCGUCUUCCGCGACUCUUCCGCAUCCUACCAGAGCGGCAAUUGAAACGCCAGCAUCGGCUCUCUACCAAGGAGAUUGGGGCUUAAAGCGACCGCUACCAGCAAAGUCUACAACAGAGAGGUCGAGUAAACCCGUGAUUCGAGUCAAUGCUCUGGACACCUUUGAACAUGUUACGGACUUCGAUUCGGCCGGAGAUCAUACCAUGACUCUGAUGAAAUUUCAGGAACUCAACUUACCCGUCUCACUACCCCAGGCCACAAAGAAAGGUCGACAUGAAUUUGGUAGGGGUCAUGAGAGUCCGUUUGAACCUCGAUAUGAUAAUGUCUCCAGUAGCGAAGGCAGCAAAGAACAAGGAGCUCAACUAUACCGGCACUCCGGGCCAUGGCUAGGUGGCCAAUCAGAAAUUCAAUUUCAAGCGUAUCUGCAGCAGCUCCGACGCCGAAAACCCGAGUUGUUGAAACAAUUGCGCGAGCAAUACGUCAGCAAAGUGACGGCUGAACGUAGGAAGAACGCUCAGGAUGAGGGCGGUUUGGAUGCCGAAGGUUUGAAAGAGACGGUCGAAGUUACAGAUGGAGAGUUCCAGGCUUGGUUAAAGGAUCUACGAACAAACAAAAGAUUAGCUGGUGCAGAACUUACCCAUCUUCUGGAUCUUCAUACCUUGUCAUCCGACAUCCCUUCAAUCAUGAUGGGAAGAACAGAUUACUACGAAGCGAACGCGACUAGGUUGUCUUCUGUCGACUACGCUCAACAGGGACCACCCCGAACACACCCGUCCGCCGGACUCGCAUACACUCGUUCAGGUGCACUUAUCUCCAAUCACCCGUCAUUUGGACCUCAGCAAAGCAUGCGCCCCGUCGAAGCUCGAUGCUUGAUUGCCAAGACACGGAAGCGAAGACAUAAGCGACGAGCCGUUCUUGGUGUCGGUGGUAUCGCAUACGAGGAUGAAGCCGAUAGCCCAGAAGAUCAUCUCAGGGGUAUCGAGUACCUUGAUCCGUCGGUGCCUGGAGGCGGAAGAGUUUGGGUUUCUCCACGCCGAGUCUCGAUUUCUUCGCAGGGCACUAUCAGCCUCGAGGCUGCCAGAGCCGAACGUGACGUCUUGGCGCCUUACGGAGUCUCCAACUAUGUGCCAAACAAGGGGACGAACAUAUCUCAAGCGGCACGCUCUACGCAGCGAGCCGUUCCCCAACUCGAUAAGUCUAGCGAGCCUCUUCGGCGGCGCGAAAGGAUGGAUGCUGUCUCCGAAUUGAUCAAGCGUGUCUAG